GAUUAAAUGCUGUCCUGUAUGACAGCCAAAGAUUGACUACUGCCCCCGGUGAAGCCAUUGAGACUAUGAAGACCUAGGGCAGUCUAGGUAUUGGGGGGACUGCCACCACCCCCACAGACACCCAUGGUUCAUUGCCCUCCAGCCUCCUGCUUGCCCCAGCAUCCUCUGCGCGGCCACACAGAAACUGAGUGCCCCGGGGAGCCUGGCUGCCAUGCCAUCUCCUGUUUCCCUCUCCUUCCUCCUCUUCCUUACCCUUGUAGAAGGCAGGAGCCAGAAGCCGCUACUGGUGGAGGUAGAAGAAGGAAGCAACCUUGUGCUACCAUGCCUCCCGGACCCCUCACCUAACUCUUCUGAGAAGCUAGCCUGGUAUCGAGGGAACCAGUCAACACCCUUCUUGGAGCUGAGCCUAGGGUCGCCAGGCCUGGGCCUGCAUGUAGGGCCCCUGGGAAUCUUGCUAAUCAUUGUCAAUGCCUCGGACCACAUGGGGGGCUUCUACCUGUGCCAGAAUGGGUCCCCUUCCGAGGAUACCUGGCAGCCUGCCUGGACAGUGAACGUGGAGGACAGUGGGGAGCUGUUCCGCUGGAAUGCUUCAGAUAUAGGGGACCUGAACUGUGGCCUGGAGAACAGGUCCUCAGGGAGCCAUGGGCCCACUUCUGGUUCCCACAAAAGUCCCUCGCUGUAUGUGUGGACUAAAGACCAUCCUGAGGUCAUGGGGACAGAACCUGUAUGUGCCCCACAGACAGUCAGUCUGAAUCAGAGUCUAAUCAACCAAGAUCUCACUGUAGCCCCUGGCUCCACACUUUGGCUGUCCUGUGGGGUACCCCCUGUCCCAGUGGCCAGAGGCUCCAUCUCCUGGACCCGUGUGCAUCCUAAGAGGCCUAAUGUUUCAUUAUUGAACCUAAGCCUUUGGGAAGAGCACCCAGUCAGAGAGAUGUGGGUUUGGGGGCCUGUUUUGUCACUGUCUCAAGCCACAGCUUUGGAUGAAGGUACCUACUAUUGUCUCCAUGGAGGCCAGCCCAUCGAGAUGCAUGUGAAGGUCAAUGAAAGGUCAGUGUGGCUCUGGCUGUUGAGAACUGGUGGAUGGGUGAUCCCAGUUGUGACUAUAGUAUAUCUCGUCACCUGCAUGGUUUCUCUGGUGGCUUUUCUCUACUUUCGAAGAGCCCUUAUCCUGAAGAGGAAAAGAAGGCGGAUGAUGGACCCUGCCAGGAGAUUCUUCAAAGUGACACCUCCCUCAGGAAACGGAACCCAGAACCACUAUGGGAAUGUGCUCUCCCUUCCUACACCCACCUCCAGCUCUGCCCAUGCUCAGCGUUGGGCCGCAGGCCUGGCGAGUGCCCCUGGGUCCUAUGGAAACCCGCGCAUUGAAGUCCAGGAUACUGGAGCUCAGAGCCGUGAAACAGGGCUGGAAGAAGAAGAAGGAGAGGCCUAUGAAGAGCCAGACAGUGAGGAGGGUUCCGAGUUCUAUGAGAACGACUCCAACCUUGGGCAGGAACAGCUUUCUCAGGAUGGUAGUGGCUAUGAGAACCCUGAGGAUGAGCCCAUGGGUCCAGAAGAGGAAGACUCCUUCUCUAACGCUGAGUCUUACGAAAACGCAGAUGAGGAGCUGACCCAACCAACUGGCAGGACCAUGGACUUCCUGAGCCCCCACGGAUCUGCCUGGGACCCCAGCAGGGAGGCAUCCUCACUUGCAGGGUCCCAGUCCUAUGAGGAUAUGAGAGGAAUCCUGUAUGCAGCUCCCCAGCUCCGAUCAAUUCGGUCUGGCCCCAGCCAUGAGGAAGAUGCAGACUCUUAUGAAAACAUGGAUAAGUCUGAUGAUCCAGAGCCAGCAUGGGGAGGAGAGGACCACACGGGGGCUUGGGAUACGAGGUGACUCUCAAUCUGGACUUCCUCGGGUCCCAAGAGCCACAUUCAACUCUGAACUCUGGAGGUCCCAAUCUGAUGGUGUCACUCACUGAAAUGACCUUGUUUAGGAUGUGUGUAUGUGAACGCACGCACUCAUAAGCAUGUACAAGUGAAGCUUCCUUCCCACCCUUUUUGUUUCCCCCAAAUAAACUCAAUGAGCCACUCAA
Molecule: messenger RNA, 2069 nt
Organism: Mesocricetus auratus (golden hamster)
Lineage: Eukaryota; Metazoa; Chordata; Mammalia; Rodentia; Cricetidae
Gene: Cd19
Product: CD19 molecule
Exons: 16
Coding region: 212-1870 (552 amino acids)
Biological process (GO): B cell receptor signaling pathway; regulation of B cell activation; B cell proliferation involved in immune response
Cellular component (GO): external side of plasma membrane
Source: RefSeq, a predicted model, not a curated record